Pyricularia grisea is the source of this 968-nucleotide messenger RNA. RefSeq lists its product as uncharacterized. The transcript is spliced from 4 exons. Gene Ontology annotation, biological process: ribosomal large subunit assembly; translation. The coding region runs from base 115 to 774 and encodes 219 amino acids. NCBI's taxonomy places the organism in Eukaryota, Fungi, Ascomycota, Sordariomycetes, Magnaporthales, Pyriculariaceae. Gene Ontology annotation, molecular function: structural constituent of ribosome. The record is from RefSeq and is a predicted model, not a curated record. Gene Ontology annotation, cellular component: ribosome; cytosolic large ribosomal subunit.
GGUCAAGGAAAAAGCGUUAAGGCCCCCGUUUCCCCCCGGUUGCGAGAAAUCCUCAGCCGAACGACGACAUCAUCACCAAACCACCCAGCACAAGACAACAGAAAAUCAGUCAAAAUGGCCCGUCGUCCCGCUCGUUGCUACCGGUACUGCAAGAACAAGCCGUACCCCAAGUCGCGGUUCAACCGUGGUGUGCCUGACCCCAAGAUUCGUAUCUUCGACCUGGGCCGCAAGCGUGCUACUGUCGAUGACUUCCCUCUGUGCAUCCACCUCGUCUCGAACGAGUACGAGCAGCUGAGCUCCGAGGCUCUCGAGGCUGCCCGUAUUUGCGCCAACAAGUACCUGGUCAAGAACGCCGGAAAGGAAGGUUUCCACCUGCGUGUCCGCGCCCACCCGUACCACGUCGUCCGCAUCAACAAGAUGUUGUCGUGCGCUGGUGCCGAUAGACUGCAGACCGGUAUGCGUGGUGCCUGGGGUAAGCCCAACGGCACUGUCGCCCGUGUCAACAUCGGCCAGAUCAUCCUGAGUGUCCGCACUCGUGACUCCAACCGUGCUCUUGCCCUGGAGGCUCUCCGUCGCUCGCAGUACAAGUUCCCCGGUCGCCAAAAGAUCAUUAUCUCCAAGAACUGGGGUUUCACCCCCCUCCGUCGCGAGGAGUACCUCGAGAAGAAGGCUGCUGGUCGCGUCAAGGUCGAUGGUGCUUACGUUCAGUUCCUUGCCAACCACGGUUCCCUCGAGAACAACAUGAAGCGCUUCCCCGAGGCCUUUGCAGCUUAAUUUUAUCCACGUUUUAUCGUUAAGCUGGAUUAGGCUGGGUUUGAGGACAGGACUUGCAUGAUUGUUUUAUUUCUCUGGGUUUCCAUGGCGGCGUAAUUGGGGUUCAUUCUCGAAAAAGGGCUGAGACGGGAAAGCAUGUUCAGUAGUCAUCUAGAACUAGGCACAAACCCGCGGCUUCUGUGUUCUCUAUGGAA